This is a messenger RNA of Haliotis rufescens (red abalone), 9272 nucleotides long. RefSeq names its product hippocampus abundant transcript 1 protein-like. Gene Ontology annotation, biological process: transmembrane transport. Bases 183 to 1637 code for a protein of 484 amino acids. The record is from RefSeq and is a predicted model, not a curated record. Gene Ontology annotation, cellular component: membrane. The transcript has 15 exons. NCBI's taxonomy places the organism in Eukaryota, Metazoa, Mollusca, Gastropoda, Lepetellida, Haliotidae. Gene Ontology annotation, molecular function: transmembrane transporter activity.
UGACUUGAUAAUAUUUUAGUGAAAAAUGCCGUCGUAAUGUUGGGAAAGAAAAGAAAAAGAGUUGUUGGAAAUAUACUGUGGUCGAAGAGAAGCUACAAAGAAGGCUCUUCGGAUUCGAGUGAAGAGAUGAGUCUUAUUUGCCUGAAGAGCAUGACAUAGAUGGGCUUUGAUAAAAUCUGCAGAUGCGUUGUAACAGAAAAAUGUUCUGGAAACACCUCAUGACGACCUCGGGGAUCAGCCAACCCAGCAUCUAUCAUGCUCUUGUUGUUAUUUUCCUCGAGUUUUUCGCCUGGGGUCUGGUCACCAGUCCUAUCAUCACAGUUCUGAAUGAGACGUUCCCCAACCAUACCUUCCUCAUGAAUGGACUCAUCCAGGGAGUGAAGGGGAUGUUGUCGUUCCUGGCUGCACCCCUGAUUGGUGCACUGUCUGAUGUGUGGGGCAGGAAGCCCUUCCUGGUCUUCACCGUGGCCUUUACGUGUGCCCCCAUACCUCUCAUGAGAAUCAGUCCAUGGUGGUAUUUUGCCAUGAUAUCUAUAUCUGGCGUGUUUGCAGUGACAUUCAGCGUGGUAUUUGCCUAUGUGGCUGAUGUCACCUCGGAGGAGGAGAGGAGUGCAGCCUAUGGCUUGGUAUCGGCAACAUUUGCUGCCAGCUUGGUGACGAGCCCUGCUAUCGGCGCCUACCUAGGCAGCAUGUACAGUGAUUCGCUGGUCAUCUGGAUAGCCUCCGCUGUGGCACUGUUAGACGUGCUGUUCAUCAUGGUGGCUGUGCCAGAGUCGCUGCCGGAGAAGCUCCGUCCAGCCAGCUGGGGGUCACAGAUUUCCUGGGAUAAGGCAGACCCAUUCGGGUCUCUACGCAAAGUCGGACAGGACAACCUGAUCAUGCUGCUGUGUGUGACCGUCUUCUUGUCCUACCUCCCAGAGGCUGGAGAGUACUCAUGCUUCUUUGUUUAUCUUAGGAAUAUAAUGGGCUUUUCUGUGGAGGAAACUGCCUCGUUUAUAGCUGUAGUGGGCGUGUUGUCUGUUCUUGCACAGACUCUUAUCCUUGCUUUAAUAAUGAAAUACCUGGGACCAAAGCAGGCUAUUCUAUUUGGCCUAGUGUUUGAAGUAAUCCAGUUAACAUGUUAUGGCUUCGGAUCACAAACAUGGGUCAUGUGGUGUGCCGGCGGCGUGGCGGCGAUGUCCAGUAUAACAUACCCUGCCAUUAGUUCCUUUGUCUCAGCUCAUGCAAGUGCUGAUCAGCAGGGUGUCGCUCAAGGGAUCAUCACAGGUAUCCGAGGCCUGUGUAACGGACUGGGGCCGGCAGUGUUCGGCUUCAUCUUCUAUCUCUUCCACGUAGACAUCUCUGCCAAUGGGAGCGAGCCACAGGGCCACAAGCACCCCAAAACAUCUAACAACACAUUUAGUCCCUUUCCUAAAAAUUUCCAGAAUGUGGUGCCAGGCCCACCAUUUGCAUUUGGAGCUGUGUUGGUGAUCCUAGCGUUGCUAGUUGCAGUCUUUCUCCCCGACAACCCACAUGGUAAUGUCAACAAGUCCUCCACCAAGAAGGUCCUGCCAUUGUCAUAUGACUACCAAAAGGAAUCAGGAGUGAAGAAACAUGAAGAGGAGCCUCUGAUGGAAGAGCCAGAGGCUGACUUAUAGCAGUAGUCUCCCCUAGGCUCUUUAACAGGUCAAGGUCAUAUUCUACAUAUUCAAACUUCACGAGAAAACAGAUCAUUUGCACCAAAUGUUGAAAGGAAGAGAAAUUUCUUAUUUAAGGGAGUCACAGGGUUCCAUGAAGAGUAUUCUCCCUUGUGUGAAAAGAUAUCAGAGUUAUCUCCCUUCUUGUCAUGAUUUUGUAAGGAACUGAAACGCACUCACUGUUUGCAAUGACUUUCUGUCCUUGAUGGCAAGAACUGGUAUUACACUCUGAGUCUGUCGCACGUAGUUCCAAGACUUGUAUGGUCCCUGUCAGUCAUAGAAUUAAUCCCAGUCUGUGACUAAGUGUUUCACAUGGUCUGCUUGUUGUCAGUGUUCAUCAUCCCACUGUUUGUGUCGUCUUCAACAAAAUAUCUCAGUAUUAUCAUCCGGAGAUACAACAUCAACAGUCAUGUUUAGGGAUGGAUUUCCACACAGAUAGGGUCUCUUGCUCAAUCUCGUAGCAAUUUUUAACAAUAAUGCCAAUGAUCUUUUCUUCAAAUCAGUUAUUUUCUAAUCAGAAUAUGACUAGCGUAUGAAACCUUAUUGAUUGUUGAUAAUCCACAUCUGUCAUGAAGUGUGUUUUGUACAGUUUGAAAAUAUAGAUAUUUUAUGCCAGAGCCCUAUAUUUUAGCAUAUAUUGUACCAGUAGAUUUGAAAUUAGAAGUUUGAAUUUUUUUUUCGCCUAAUGGCUGACAAUCUUUUGCAUGUUUUGAAUAGAAGAUAUAUGAGUAUCUUGUAUUCUGCCAAAUUAACUGUUUUGCCAAAUAUGGGACAGAUGGUAUCCCAGUUUGACUGUAGGAGUGAUGUGAGGCUUGACAGAUAUGUUCACUUUGUGUUUGAGUUUUUCUUCUGGGUUUGAGACAAAAGGAUGGUAAAUAUCUGUGACAAAGAUGUAGGUAGAUUGGUAGAUACAGGAAAACUGCAACACAAGGUAGAAAGACAGGGAUUUUGAUUGACGUUGAGAUUGUUCUCUUUAAAUGGAACAUUUCAACCUCAUAAAUAGCGAAAGAAAAAUACAAGCAUUGAUUCUGAUAAACUGCAAAUGAUUGCGGAUAAUUCAUGUGUAGUCGUGAUCAGUGUUUUUGCAAGGAUCAAUACUGUAAGACCUAUCUUUAUUUACUUUCCAUAUUCAAAUUUGUAUAGUGUGUAUUUUAUGAUAAACAGUUCACAAAUGGAUAGGUUCCCUCCAUGCAGUUAGCAGACGGGAUAUCCUGUAGGAUAUGCUACAGUAUUAGGAGUAGGUAUUAAGAUAAGCCAUUAACAAGAGAACAAUAGGUAUCAAGUCUCUGGCAAUAUCCAGGAAAUUAAGGGGGCAUGGGUGACCCAGUGGUCUAAGGAAACGCGAUUGUGGGUUCGAUUCCUGGUUCGCCCCAAUUAUGUUUCUAUAGGUUUGUCAGCACCAUACCCGUGCUCGUGGGUUUCACCGAAGUGGUAAACGUCUGAGACCUGCAUCACUUCAGGCUUUCCUCCCACAUUAAGCUGACAUACUGCGAUAUAACUGGAAUACUGUUAAAAGUGGCAUUAAACCCAACUCACUCACUCACUCCAGGAAAUUAAAUCGAACCCCAAUAAGAUGUAGGAUGGCAUAUUUCAGUGAUUUUAAAUAUUCAGGUGACAGAUGUUGGGUGAAUGGUUCAUAUGUUACAUGCUUCCUUAUGACCUUUGACCUCAGAUAUGUAAAGACUAAACUGAUGUGGGAAUGGAAGAUUACAAGAUUGUGUUUGUUUUAGUGUUCUCAACACAUGUUUUGUAAAUAUGCGCAAGGAAUUUGGAUGAUUCUCUUGUUUUUUAUGUGUUUUGUGACAUUGUCAUAUUCCUAGUGUAAAAUAUUGAUGUACUGAUUUGCUGUGUCUCUUGUUCAUGCCAAGUAUAGCUUCCCCGGGGAUAUCUGCAUGACUUUAGUUCUUGUAUUUAGUUUAACGUAUUCACUUUGUUAUCAAAUGUUACGGACAGUCUCAACAAAAGAUGAAAUGAGGUUAAUUUCAUUUAGGAAGAACACCUGAUAAACAUGCUAUUUACUAGAAAUACAAACGAAAGUUUGCAACAUUAAUACCGUACUCGACGUAAUAAGCGCCCCGCUCUGAUAAGCGCCCUCGGCGAUAUUUGCUAAUAUAUUGGCUAGUGAACAACCCCAAUUAGCACCCCUUCCGAUUGAUCAAUGUAUACAAGACUUAUUUGUUCGUGUGUAAUACGCACUCAUGUGUUAUAUGCACCCUUAAUUAUGGGCAAUUAAAUCCUGGAAAACUAUAUCUGUUGUAUAUAAACAUUUCAGGCUGUAAGCAUGAACCAAGAAAUGUACGAUCUAUUAACUGUUUUUUUUCACCCAAAUAAUAUUCUAAUAAGAGCCCCCUAUUUCUAAUUUUGAGAGCGUCAUGGACGCUUAUUACGUCGAAUACAGUAGUGGUCUGUAAAGCAUGGUAAUUAACUAUUAACAAAGAGAAAAUAAGCAUAUGGUUUUGAAAUUGGUAGGAGAUGUAAAUGUGUUUAUUUUAAGAAUGUGAACUCUUUUACGUAACUGCAAUGCCAUUAUAUGCCUAAAAUACUAUUCAAGGCAGUGUAAAACUCACCUCACCUGCCGUAGCUUUCUCAAUGUGUGUUAUGUCUUUAUGUGAAUGUGUUUUGAGUUACCGGUAUGAGUUUCGGAAACAAUAUUGAGAAGUGUUUCCAGCCAUGUCUCCACAUUAACAGCUUAGUUUUGUGGAUAUUUUAUGUAGAAACUACCAUAUUUGGUACCCUGCGCCAAUUAGGGCCUCGGACCAACUUCAUGACCAAUUUGGGAGUAAUCUUUAUAUGUACCUAUUACUAAGACUGACAAUUUACAUGACGAUCCAUAUUGUCUUGUGUAUACUUCAAUUUAUUUACAGACAACAGCAUUGCAGAAGGGGUUCAUAAUUGUGUGGUAGCUAAUUUAGAAAAAGAUUUAGAAACAGCAACAUUUAACUAAGUUUGUUCACUACCCCUUGAUCUUAAAAUUAAAAAGUAUUAACUUGUUUAUGGCUUUGAUAAGUGCUUUGAUAAGUGCUCCCCUUCGUCAAAUUUCGUCAAAUGGCAUAUACGGUAUUUGUUGUUCAGCUGAACAUGUGUAUAGUCACACCUGCCGGUGUGUUAGUCACGUCAGAUUUAGCUACCUCAGCUUCCCACACAAGAUAUAGCUGUUUGAAAAAUUCCUAUGAUGUUGCCUGGAUUUGUGAUUUGUCAGGAUUAGGGAUGUUAAUAUGAGAAUACAGCUUCAUCAUCUCCCAGUGGGAGGGGUCGUACCUUUGAAAUAACUUAAGUUUGCAAUUAGCAUCAGUUCACUGUUUUCCCAUUUCUUUGAAAGCUAAGUAAGUCAAACAUAUCUCAUGAAAAAUGCUUUUAUUUAAUAUUUAUUGCAUUUAGUAUUUAGCUACAUUAUGACUGUAUCAUAUUUUGGAGAAUGGAAGAUUUAAGUUUUCAGGUUUUUUUCCUGUGUGUAUGAUUUUUGUAAUAAUGAGUUAGCGUGGCUCCGUUUAUCAGUUAGUUUGGUAAGUUCAAUUAAUUUUAGUAAAAAUUGGAAUGAUUUUUUCCUUUUUUUGGCCUUGUGUGUGAGUCUUUGGCGUAUAAUUUGCUGAUGUGUCUUAUCAUAGCUCUCACUCACUGUACAGGUGUACACUGACUCAAUGUACAGAUGUGACAGCUUCAGAUUAUGUACAGGUGUAACAGCUACAGUUAGGACUAGGUAAGCUAAUGACACCCAAGAUAUUUUUGCUGUCUGUGAUUUUGAUUAGCUUUGUCUUCCAAUUCUGGCUACCAAUGAAUCAAGUGCAAUGCUCCCAUUGUUUUGUUUGAACAUCAUCCAACAUGGCAUGCAAAUAUUUUCGAAGAUUUGUAAGCAGACUGAACAUCUAUAUGAUUUUGGUAGUGACAAUCAUUUUCAGAGAAAAGUAGAAGCGUAUUUCAUCAUUGUUUCAUCGUGGAUGUGUGGAAUGUGUCCAAAUGUCUUUGAGAGCGAAUGGGGCCAUUGUACCCCCUGCUCCAGCUCCAGCCAGUUUCAUGGGACUGUUUAUCCAGUAGAAAGUAACACUUUAUCAUCAGCCAUGUUUACCAGAACACACACAGCUCUGAACACUGCAUUGCGCUUGUCCAGAAGUCCCUACAGGGCAUGUGUUCUGUAUGAUUAUGACUUUCUUUUAUGGUUUAAAACUGCAUAAACCCCACAAAGUAGAACUUGAGAUGUGCUUGUAUGUGUGUCCAGCUUUUCAGUGUAAUUUAUCUCUCAAACAAUACUGUAGUCAUUCCAAUGUCAGGAACUCUGGCCUCCUCUCCAUGUCAGUGUCAGUCUUUCACUUACCUACCUUUCAUUCAGGAACCAUCUUUCUUUGUGGACACCUUUUAGAUGCUUAGUAGGUAGGCUAGUGAUAAUCCAGGUUUUUUACAGGUGUAACUGCAGUGUAAUUGAAGUAUACUAUAGGUGUAUCUGUGGGUGGGACUGCAGUGUAACUGAAGUACGCCAUAGUGUCAUUUAGGUUUUCACAGUUGUAACUGUAGUGUAAUCUAGGUCCUGACAGGUGUAACUUCUGUACCUUGUGUAAUCUAGGUCAGCACAGGUGUAAUGUUAGUUGUAUAUGUGUAACUAGUGUAAUCUAGGUCAGCACAGGUGUAAUGUAAGUUGCACAGGUGUAACUAGUGCAAUCUAGGUCAGCACAGGUGUAAUGUAAGUUGCACAGGUGUAACUAGUGCAAUCUAGGUCAGCACAAGUGUAAUGUAAGUUGCACAGGUGUAACUAGUGCAAUCUAGGUCAGCACAGGUGUGAUGUAAGUUGCACAGGUGUAACUAGUGCAAUUUUGGUCAGCACAAGUGUAAUGUAUGUUGCACAGGUGUAACUAAUGCAAUCUAGGUCAGCACAGGUGUAAUGCAUGUUGCACAGGUGUACCCAGUGCAAUCUAGGUCAGCACAGGUGUAACUAGUGUAAUCUAGGUCAACACAGGUGUAACUAGUGUAAUCUAGGUCAGCACAGGUGAAACUAGUGUAAUCAAGGAAACUACAGGUGUAACCGUUAUGUAAUUUUGGUGUACUACAGGUAUAACUAAUGAAAUCAAGGUUACCACAGGUGUAACUUGUGUAAUCUAGGUAACCACAGACAUAACUAUUGUGUUGUCUUGGUUACCACAGGUGUAACUAGCAUCUUUUUGGUUACCACAGGUGUUACUUGUGUAAUCCAGGUAACCACAGGGAUAACCAGUGCACUCCUGGCAUACAGCAGGUAUAAAUGUAGUGUAACCUAGGUUAUCAAAGGUCUAACUAUUGUAAUCUAGGUUACCACAGGUGUAACUAUAGUGUAACCAAGGUUACCAAAAGUGUACAUGUUAGAUAAUCUAGGUGUACCACAUGUUUAUCAGUUUGUAUAUAGUAGGUCCACCAAUGCUACAUCAGUGUACAGAUAGUAACUCAUGCAUAACCAGAGUGUAUUUAGCUUAAUACCAAGUAAGCAACAAAGUACCAUUAAACAAAACUGGAAUCUGUGAUGAAGUGCAAUUUGAAGGAUUGUAGAACUGAUAUGAAAGUUACAAGCUUCCAUUGAAUCUAUUGACAUUCUAUCUGUUAGCUAUGAAAUGUGUACACACAAGACAAGGAAGAACCAGCCAAGUCAGCAUUUCCUGUCUUAGGUUAGUAAUACAGGGCCCAGUUCUACUAAGAGAUCAUGUAAUUAUGUCUCUUGUCAGCCCAUGUAUGGAGGUCGCUACCUUUGUGGUACUAAGAUUGCUCUGUCACACAAGGUCAAGGUGAUCCCACUAAGUUAGUCGGAGAGGUUAUCCUAGUUCACGGAGGUACAUUUUCUAUUAUUCGGUUCAUUCACUGUAGGUCAGCUAUCAUUUGACGUGAUCAUUAUGUUAUAUUGUGAUAAGUAAAGUGUGAUUUUUAAGGCAUGAAUACUAAUUGUUAGGUGCUAUAGUUCUUUUGGUCAAACUACAUGUCAUUGUUUGGUGUGAAAUCUUUUAGGACAUCUUCAUUUGUUAUCAGUAUUUAGUACUAUAAACUCAUUUUCUACCACAAGGGGUUGUUUUAGUAGAACAUAUUGAUAGCAUUGAACUAUAUCUGUGUAACCAUAAUCUCCAUCAUCACCACCCCAACCAUCAUCAUCUUUAUGACGCAUCUAUUUAAACUAAUAACCUAUCCCUCAUUAGAUGUUAUUCAUGAUGAUUCUAGUCUCUUUGUGGUAAUGAUUUGAGAAGGUUCCAGCAUGUGUUGUGGAUGCUCAUGAAAUGUUGCCAUCUGUCAUAUCUAAUGCAAAUUGUUUAUAUUGAAUCUGUUAAUAAAGACAACCAUAAAUAAAGAUCUUACUAGGAUGUCUUCUGAAUGAGUAAGAAUUGCGCUAUUUUAAAAUAAGUAUCUUUAUUAAGAAAUAAAUUCAGUGUUGUAUGGUUGUAAUGACCACCAUUAUGAUGGAACUAUGAUAUCUUCGUGAAUAUGGACCCAAUCAUAUUUGAUGAAGAGCUUCAGUUUGGAAUAGAGUCUGAGAGAUUAAUUGAUCCGAUUAUUCUAGUCCUUACACUUAAUUCUGAUUCUGCUUGUAAGCUUCAAGUGAGUAUCUGUGGGUCUCAAGGUUGAUCCACCCUACUGAAUGUAAGUGGACUGUGCCAGCACAGUGUGUAUAUAUGAAGUAAGGAUGUUCCAUUGAUUUAUGAAGGGGCCAUUUGUCAGUAAUUGUGACCACAUUUGCCUUAUAAACAUUAUAUGUGAGCCUGAAGGGAAAGAUGCAUUGACAUGAUACUUUCAGAGUCACUUGUUGGUCUAGAAAAUGUGAAGCUCUCCAGAGAUUCUGCCAGGCCAGAGCACACAGUAUACUCAUGUUCUCAUAUAUUAUAUGGGAGCUAUUCAACACUGUCGUCAUAUACGUUAUACAUUUUGAUUUUUAAUACUCAAAAUUAUUUAAAUAAUUCAGUGUUUUUAAUUCUAGUAUUCUUUCCUGAAUAAUUUGUUUUGGAAUUGUGUUGCCUUAUUGAAAAUUUGACAGUUUUGAUGUGUACAGUAAAACCUAAUGGACUUAAACUCCAUGUGUUCGAUAUAUCAGUCAGGCAAUGAAACACUGUUUCCGAGGAUGCCAAGUUGUCAAGGGUUACCUGUCAGUACAGAGGAGAAGAGCUGUGCGUCCUGCCCUACAGAGCAAAUGAUGUAUGUUAUUUCUUUUGUGUUAUUACCAUAUAAGUCAUAUAUACUACUCAACAUCUGCUGCGGACCACACCUUUGACUUCAGAUGACUCGAUCUUCAGCAAUUGUAGAGUAGUAUGCCUCUCACAUUCCUGCUCUUCUAAUUUCCGCUGAUGAAAUUCUGGCAGAAUCUCUCCUUAUCCAGUGUUGUUGUCGAUGAUUAAACAGAAUUUAUAUAUCAUCCUGAAAAAGCAGUGAUGUAUUUACUUUUUUCCAGGUUUGUAAGGGUAACAUUUAUAUAUGAUCCAUUGUACCUCCAUAUAACCACAUUAGAUUUCUGAUGAACAGUCUAGAUGCCCUCUCAAUGGAAGUGUUGUGUACCUACUCCUCAACUGUUAUCUGUAGAUUGUUUUACUGGUCAUAUACAUACCACAUAUGUCAUGGUAUCCCUAUGCUGUACAUGUCAUCGUGAAUAAAAUCAAAAGUCAU